UCGCUUAAAAUAUUUAAAAUGUUAAAAUUUCUUUCUUAGUAGAUAUAAAAUGAAAUUGGUGCUAGUUUGUAUAAUUCCUGCUGUUUAAACGUGAAUGUGAUAUUCUUUAUGUUUUUACAGUUUAAUCUUCGAUCAUCAACAAUGGAAGAAAUGAGCUGAAGAUAUUUAUCACGAACCAAAGAUCAAACUGAUUACUUCAUAUGGUUGCGAGAAAAUUACGGGAAGAAGCUGAUAUUAGAAUGGAAGUUUCAAACGAGAAACUAGAGGGCUCACAGGAAUUAUCAAGGGUUGGAAUGGACAUGACUGCUAGAAUUAACAUAGUACCUGGAUAUCGGUCUGACCGCACACUUGAUGAACUUGAUGCAAAAAUCAACAUUAAUAGGUACUUGAAAGAACAGUGGAUUGAGUUCCAAGUUCAAAAGGAGAGAGGAAAACUGUGUGAUUUAACCCUAGAACUGUGUGACGGUCAUCUUCAGGCGCACUCAGCUCUUCUCAGCCUAGCUUCUCCGUUCAUUAGUCAACUACUGGGCGCGAUGUGUCAGUGCAAAGAAGAGCUAAAAAACAGAAAUCUUCUGCUCCCUGAUAUCUCAUGUAGAGAAAUGAACAGUGUUCUUAACCUACUGUACUCUGGAAGGUGUGUUGUAGUCGAUGUAUCUCUGAACAGAUUGAAAUUUGUCUUGAACAUCCUUGGGAUGAAGAAAGUCUUAAAUAGUUUAUCUCUCCAAAUCUGCACGAGCUCAAAUGUUUAUGUCAGCAACAAUAACGGGAACAUAAACUCCAACCAAUUACUUGAGACGAGCUCUAACAAGGUGCUGGAGAAGAACUCCGAGAAAAUUCACAAAUCUGAGAAAAUUCUCAUUUCUCACUCAUCUGAACCAGAGGCAUAUACUCCUAACCUAACAUCUCCUACUCACCUAACAGAAAAUUCUCAACUUCAAUCAAAAUCUACUCCGCAACCAGUAGUAUCUACCCCUCAUCCUACUCCUGCAUUAUCAGAAUCUAAUCCUAAAAUAUCAACCCCAUGUAAAGAUAUUUCCAGAAUUCCUGAUGUCCAUGAGUCAACUCCUAAUAUGUCGACUUUACACAGACCAAAGGCGAGGAAACUUAACACUUUAUUUUCUUUUCCUUCUGAUCCAUUCCCUUCUCUUCAUUUACGGGAAGGGGACAUGAACAGUAACUUUGUUACUGAACCUAUAGGAUCAAAGUCUACAGAUAUGUGUGACCGCACUAGUCCCUCAUUAACAGUCAGCAGUGGAGAUAACAAACCAUUGACACCAGACAUAUGCAAGAUAAAGAAUCCUAAUUCUGUGACACAAACAACAUGUGAUGACGAAUUCCAAAGACCACUGAGUGUUGUUCCUGAAAUCCCUGAGCUUCUGCCCCGUCCCAGGUCAGCCUUUGUGCCGGUCAGUCAAAAUAACAAGGUUUUAACUCCAGGAAUACCAGCGAUUAAGAAGCCUCUUCAUGGGAUACUCCUCAGGGAAGAGUUCCCAAGAUCAAAUAGUGUUGCUCCUCAAGAGUUUGCUCAGUUUCCUCCUCGUCCAAACUCAGCUUUCAUGCCAAAUAAUCAGUUUUAUGGGUAUCCUGGAUAUAAUAUAUCAUCUGUGUUCUCUGGGUUCCAUCCUGGAUAUCAAUUUAAUCCAUACCAUUCCUAUCAACCCUACCCAGGGUUUCAUAUUCCGGGAAUAUUUCCAACUCCGAUGCCAAGGCAUAACAUUUCUCAGACGGAAGAGGGACUGAGAUCAAGUUCAACCUUUACUCCUCAAGCAUUCCGAGGCAGUACAUCUGUGCCUCCAUACCUAGGGGAAGAAUACCAUCGAGACAGAUGGAGGGAUAGAGGAGAGUCUAGUAUAGAGGGUCAAGAUGAAAUUAUUGAACCUGGAACCGAGGCUGAAAAUAUGAUACCUGAGAACAGAAGUGGGAUGAAUGGGCCUGGUAUCGGAAAUAAAGUUCCAAAAACCAGAUCUAAAUCCCAUAUUGAAUUAGGGUCAGGAUUAAUUGAGGAGAAGAAUGAUUAUAAAGUGCACAAGAAGUAUGGGAGAAUUAUAACAAAAGGAUGUGUUUGUAUCUUCUGUGGUAGUGGAUCCGAGUCCAAGUAUCAACUGAAGCUUCAUUACUUUUACAAACACUUUUACCGACGAAUUAGCGAAAUGUUUCCGAAAUCUACACGACACUGCGCACCCUGCAAUCAGAGAUUUCAAUCCAACACGGUGUUCCUUAAACAUUAUGGGAUGAAACAUAACGCUGUUGAGAUCAUGCUGGAAGAUUGCAGUCAAGGAAAUCAGUCAGAGAAGGGAGUUAAGCAAAACUUAGGUAAACCUGGACGAGCUAAUCUGGACCAGGAAGGGUCAGGAGAUCAGAUUAGAACUGAUAAGGGUGGAGCUGAGGAUCAAGACCAGAUGAGGUCUGAGGAUCAAGACCUGAGCGAUCCCAUGGAUCAUAAAAGAUUUAAGGAUCAAGACCCGGGAGAUCCCAUGAACCAUAGGAGAUCUGAGGAUCAGAACCAGUGUAGGGCUGAAAGCCACGACCAGGUUAGCUCCGAGGAUCAAAGAAGAGACGAACAAUACAGGCUUAGUGAAAACAAAGCUUUGAGGAAUUUUUCUCUUGGGAAAAAUGAGAAAAUGGAAUCAGAACUUGAAGUUUGGAGCAAUGAAUCAGUAGAAGCAGAGCAAGAUAUGAACUGUUCUCAGAGCUCAACUAAGGACACCAAAGAUGAGAGUCUUGGGUUAAAAAAGCCGAUUUACUGCUGCAUGAUGGAUUUUGCUCUUCCUGCAUUUCUUCAUCAUUGUGUCAGACAUCAUUUCAGGAGGAAAAUACAAGCAGAUCUUGCGCAAUCCUUCCUAGGUAAUAAUACAAUUUAGGAUCCAGCUCAAUCC
Molecule: messenger RNA, 2876 nt
Organism: Eurytemora carolleeae
Lineage: Eukaryota; Metazoa; Arthropoda; Copepoda; Calanoida; Temoridae
Exons: 13
Coding region: 201-2861 (886 amino acids)
Molecular function (GO): protein binding
Source: RefSeq, a predicted model, not a curated record